Hymenoscyphus albidus is the source of this 496-nucleotide messenger RNA. The record is from the annotation of a GenBank genome assembly. Lineage: Eukaryota; Fungi; Ascomycota; Leotiomycetes; Helotiales; Helotiaceae.
AUGAUUGCAUUUAUGCACCUUGAAGGGGCGGAAAAGGAGAUAUUGGAUUACGAUAACCCCAGCUGCAUCACUACUGCACUUCUCCUUGCGUGUAGCAGUUGUCAUGGCUCCUUCCUCUAUUACAGCUUCCUUGUCAUUGCUCUAUCCACCAGACACCUGUUUAUCAGAUACUACCAAAAGUCUGCCAAUACCUACCGAAACUCUCUGUCGCAAGAGCAACUCCAGUAAUUCAGCAAUAUGUUCCUCGUACACGAGAUGAUACAAACUCUGGCGAAGAUGCACGAGGCCACGCAAGUGUCAGCAGAAUGUGGAAAUAUCAUGGAAAAAUGAGCUCAACCCCUACAAGGACAACCCCGCCAACGUAUCAGAAAAGCUUUCAGCAACCAUCAAACAGCUCCAGUUGUAUCGAGGAUAUAUUGCGUAUCUGGAGCGAGAAAUCGUUUCUGAGGCUAAGAAAAAUAGCUUCAAAGCUGAAGAUGUCAAAUUGGAUGUUUGA